Molecule: messenger RNA, 1596 nt
Organism: Neohortaea acidophila
Lineage: Eukaryota; Fungi; Ascomycota; Dothideomycetes; Mycosphaerellales; Teratosphaeriaceae
Product: ASST-domain-containing protein
Exons: 1
Coding region: 1-1596 (531 amino acids)
Source: RefSeq, a predicted model, not a curated record
AUGCGGUUACUACUCGCAUUCGCAGGCUGCGCGCUGGCCGCAAGGCUUGCUCACACGCCGAAGGCAAAUUCUUCAGCCGCAACAAUCCCCAGUCAUGCCUACGUCCAGGUCGAGACAGACCCCAAGGGAGCCAUCUGGCCGUGGAGAGUGUUCAAAAGCUCGCCCUACACUCCUCCCAACAUGACCAUCACCGUCAACCAAGGCGAGCUUGCAGACGGCUUCAUCUUCAUGACACCGGCGAACAUCAAUCUCUCCGCGCCGGCGGCAGAAAUGGACGGCGGGUUCAUCAUGACCUCCGACAACGAGGCCGUGUUCGCGCUCAACACCUCCGGCAUCACGGACUUCCGUGUCCAACACUACAAGGGCCAACCGUACCUCACCUAUUGGAGCGGGUACAAUACCGAGGGCGCGAACGUCGGCCACGGCUACGGACAAGUGAAUUUCGUGGACUCUUCGUACAGCAACUUCAGCGUGAAUCCCGAUCUCGGUUUGAACAAGCUUGUGACUACGCCCGUCGCCAACUGGUCGAUUGACAUUCAUGAGCAUCUGGUCACUCCCUGGAAUACGCUGCUAGUAUCUGCAUACAACAAUACUCCUUGGGACCUCUCCCCAUAUGGCGGACCGGUUGAUGGGUGGAUCGCCGAUUCCCUAGCCGUCGAACUGGACAUCGAGACCUGGGAAGUCCUUUUCAAGUGGGUCGCGAGUGAGCAUGUGCCGCUGAGCGAAUCGCAACUGCAUAUCAACGCUUCCGCCGGAAUUGGCACGAUUGCCUCCCCCUGGGACUGGUUCCAUAUCAACGCCGGCGAAAUGGUAGGUAGCGACUACCUGAUCAACUCCCGCCACUGUUGGUCAACCUAUUACGUAUCGGGGACAAAUGGUAGCGUUCAAUGGCGCAUCCAAGGCGUGACGGGCGGAGACUUCGGCCCCCUGCCAGCAGACAGCACCUUCUCAUGGCAGCACUACGCCCGCGCGCACAACGUCACACCAACAGGCAUGGACCUCAGCGUCUUCGACAACCACAACACAAUAGCCGUCAACGGCACGCCCUCCAACGGCCUCGUCUUCCACCUCGAACUCCCCCCCAGCACAUCCUACACUCCUCAACUCCUACGCAAAAUCGAAACGCCGUCCGAACCCAUCUACGCCGAUAGUCAAGGCGACUACAUCGUCGAGCUCAGCAACGGCAACCAACUCCUCGGCUACGGCCAGAUCGCCAUCACGCGCGAAUACGGCCCAGCGACGGACGGCAGCGACUUGCGGUGGCAGGCGCAAUUCGGCGGCCUGAAUACCGUGCAGAGCUAUCGGGCUUUCAAGCACGUUUGGCAUGCCACUCCCGCCGCGUGGGACCCGAGUUUGGUCGUGGAGAGCGGGUAUGCGUAUGUGAGUUGGAACGGGGCGACGGAGGUUGAGGCGUGGAAUGUGUAUGUUGCGAAUUCGACGAGUGCGAAUGGUACGCUUGUGGGCCAGGCGGCGAAGGAGGGCUUUGAGACGGUGUUUGAGGUGCCGGCUGGGGCGGCGACGUUGCAGGUUGCUGCGGUCCAAAAGGGCGAUGAGGUGCGGAGGUCGAAUACCGUGCACAUUGGGUCAGUCUGGUAG